This is a messenger RNA of Anopheles stephensi (Asian malaria mosquito), 1592 nucleotides long. RefSeq lists its product as uncharacterized. The record is from RefSeq and is a predicted model, not a curated record. Gene Ontology annotation, molecular function: dynein intermediate chain binding. The transcript is spliced from 2 exons. NCBI's taxonomy places the organism in Eukaryota, Metazoa, Arthropoda, Insecta, Diptera, Culicidae. Gene Ontology annotation, cellular component: cytoplasmic dynein complex; centrosome; cytoplasm. The coding region runs from base 304 to 660 and encodes 118 amino acids. Gene Ontology annotation, biological process: microtubule-based movement.
AAAUCCUAUUAUGGGAGGUGAAAAACAAACACUAAAAUCUAAUUUUUUUCUGCGGUGACUGACACAUGUCGGAGAACAGAAGUUGGUUGAAAAAAUAAGGGUUGUCUAAGGGUAAGGGUCCCCUAGAUACAUUUGUUUUACCUAUGACUGCGUCUAUGAUUGGAACAAGUGGGUGUGUCUUUCAUCAAUCGAUUCAUAGCUCGCUGAACCUUUAUUCGUAUGGUAGUGCGAAGGUGCUGCGGUUUUCGGUUGGUUUUUGACACCGCGGUAUCAGUCUUGUGGUAGCCACGAUUAGUGAAAGUAAUGGAAAAACCACCAAGUGUCCCUCCACCAGAACCGGAACCCGAACCGGAAGAUUUGCACGAAAAAUACAUCGACUGCUGCUUCGAACGCAUUCGCCAGGUACGGCUCGUGAAGCAAGUGAUCGUAAUGAACGAGUUUGGCCAUCCAGUUAGGAGCACGAUCGAAAACACGGGCGAAGCGAUCACAACGGCCGGUCUGUACGCUAGUCUGAAGGAUAAAGCUUGCUAUUAUCUAAAAACAAUGGACGCGAAUGAUGAUUUUCUUAUGCUGCGUAUCAAGACGCGUAACAAUGAGGCUAUCAUUAGCACCGAUCCUGAUCAUGGUUUGCUGUACAUCACCGUGCAAGUUCCUGAGUGAGAAAACAGAGUGUAUUUUAUAUAAUUCCAAAUAAACCAAUAAAAUAAAUAUAGUUUUAAAAGUUUUCUAAGAAAUUAAGGUUUUUAAUUAAGUUUCUUUUAGCAAGAAAACGCUUAACUUCUUACCGGUCAAAUUUUAAAAUUACCGCACGCUGUUGAGUAGUUUUAUGUACGCCUCAAAGUAUGCAAUAAGGCUUUAAUUUUUAACCAUUGCAGAAGUGUCAGGCGCCGGCUGAUGCAUAGCUUGCGAAUGUUGAACGAUUAAAAGUGGGUCAUAAUAACUAAAGAAAAACACAUUUUUAAGGGAGAAAUAAGCAUGUUAAGGCGAAUCCCAACAUACUGUUUGAUAAAUUCUUCGAAUUCGCGAUCAAAUAUAAGCUUUCCAUAAAAAAUACAUGGUAAGAAAGAAUGGUAAUGUUUAAAACGAUAGCAGAACUACAUUUCAUGGAUGAAAUUUCAAUUGGCACAUAUCGAUGGAAACUUUUGGGAUUGAAAAUAAAGUAAAAGCAGAAUAAAGUAAAUUUUUAUUAGGGUUAAUACAAAACUAACAACCGAGCAUGCCCGGGAUAUGGCAAAUGACUAGGAGGAAAUGCCUAGUCAAUUUUAUUUCAAUGUUUGUUUUCGUGAAUUUAAUUCACAGUCACCACACGCGGUGGUGACAGUACGGCAUCAGUCCGUAAUAAUAAAUAAAUAAAUAAAUAAAUAAAUAAUACAAAACUAACCAACAACCAUGAACAAAUUCCUAAAAAUAUUUCGGUAUUGACAGUCUCGGCUUUACAUAGCAAACAGCUAAAGCCAACCCAAUAACUUGAAUAAUAGCUUAUUGUCAAGUACAACUGUAACAAAUCCCAAGCAUAUGAAUGCUUGAUUUUUUUUUGUAAAAUUCUGUUCAAAUAGGCAACUUAAAAAACAAACUUUUAAAACAUCUUGGAA